Parastagonospora nodorum SN15 is the source of this 5580-nucleotide messenger RNA. RefSeq lists its product as hypothetical. Gene Ontology annotation, cellular component: fatty acid synthase complex. Bases 1 to 5580 code for a protein of 1859 amino acids. Gene Ontology annotation, molecular function: magnesium ion binding; 3-oxoacyl-[acyl-carrier-protein] synthase activity; holo-[acyl-carrier-protein] synthase activity. Lineage: Eukaryota; Fungi; Ascomycota; Dothideomycetes; Pleosporales; Phaeosphaeriaceae. The transcript is spliced from 3 exons. The record is from RefSeq and is a predicted model, not a curated record. Gene Ontology annotation, biological process: long-chain fatty acid biosynthetic process.
AUGCGUCCCGAAGUCGAGCAGGAGCUCUCGCACACGCUGCUCAUCGAGCUGCUUGCAUACCAGUUCGCCUCGCCCGUGAGGUGGAUUGAGACGCAAGAUGUCGUCCUUGGUGAAAACACCACGGAGCGCAUCGUCGAAAUCGGCCCCGCAGACACGCUCGGGGUCAUGGCCAAGCGGACGCUGGCCUCCAAAUACGAAGCACACGACGCCGCACGCUCGGUGCAACGGCAAAUUCUGUGCUACAACAAGGACGCCAAAGACAUCUACUACGACGUAGACCCCGUGGAGGAGGAGCCCGAGCCGGCAGCUGGAGGCGGCGGAGACGCCCCAUCAGCGUCCUCGAGUGCCCCCGCAGCAGCUUCAGCGCCAGUAGCAGCCCCUGCCGCGAGCGCGGGCCCAGCAGCUCAGGUGCCCGAUACCCCAGUCACAGCCGUCGACAUUCUGCGGGCGCUGGUGGCCCAGAAGCUCAAGAAGCCGCUCAUGGACAUUCCGCUGAGCAAGGCCAUCAAGGACUUGGUUGGAGGCAAAUCGACACUGCAAAAUGAAAUCCUCGGAGACCUGGGCAAGGAGUUUGGCUCAACGCCCGAGAAGCCCGAAGACACGCCUCUCGACGAGCUCGGUGCCUCGAUGCAGCAGACGUUCAACGGCCAGCUUGGCAAGCAGUCGGCCUCGCUCAUUGCGCGCAUGGUCUCGUCGAAAAUGCCCGGAGGCUUCAACAUCACAGCUGUGCGCAAGCACCUCGAGACAAGAUGGGGUCUCGCUCAGGGCCGCCAAGACGGUGUCCUGCUGCUUGCCAUCACCAACGAGCCGGCCGCGCGAUUGGGCUCUGAGGCCGACGGAAAGGCCUUCCUGGACGACCAGGCCAACAAGUACGCUGGCAUUGCGGGCAUCAGCCUGUCUGCGCCCACAGCAGCAGGCGGCGACGGAGGCGCUGGAGGCGGCAUGAUGAUGGACCCUGCAGCGCUUGACGCUCUCACAAAAGACCAGAGACAGCUGUUCAAGCAGCAACUGGAGCUAUUUGCCAGGUACCUCAAGAUGGACCUCCGCGCAGGUGACAAAGCUUUCUUGGGUGGCCAAAAGGCCCAGGAGGCUCUGCAGGCUCAAUUAGACCUCUGGACCACCGAGCACGGCGAAUUCUACGCUUCAGGCAUCGAGCCCCAGUUCACCCCCCUCAAAGCGCGUGUCUACGAUUCCUCGUGGAAUUGGGCUCGACAGGAUGCUCUCAGCAUGUACUACGACAUCAUUUUCGGCAAGCUCAAGGCGGUCGACCGCGAGAUUGUCAGCCGCUGUAUUGCCAUCAUGAACCGGUCGAACCCUCUCCUGCUUGAAUUCAUGCAGUACCACAUGGACCACUGCCCCACCGAGCGCGGCGAGACCUACGAGCUCGCCAAAGAGCUCGGCCAGCAGCUCAUCGACAACUGCAAGGAUGUGCUCAACGAGGCCCCCGUAUACAAAGAUGUCGCUGUACCAACUGCGCCACACCUUGAGAUCGAUGUCAAGGGCAACAUGAACUACGAGGAGGCGCCCCGUGCGAGCGUUCGCAAGCUUGAGCACUAUGUGCGUGAGAUGGCCGAGGGCGGCAAGCUCUCAGAGUACGGAAACCGCACCAAGGUCCAGAACGACCUUCAGCGCAUCUACAAGCUCAUCAAGCAACAACACAAGCUCUCCAAGUCUUCGCAGCUGCAGAUCAAGAGUCUAUACGCCAACGUCAUUCGGUCUCUGUCAAUGAACGAGGGCCAGAUCAUCCCGCAUGAGAAUGGCAAGGCAGGCUCUAAGCGUGGACGCAACGGCCGUCUCAAUGGCGCCCAAAAACAAGGAAAGGUUGAGACCGUCCCCUUCCUGCAUCUCAAGCGCAAGGACGACCAUGGCUGGGAGUACAGCAAGAAGCUGACUGGCGUGUACCUUGACUGUCUAGAGAACGCCGCCAAGUCUGGCGUGACCUUCCAGGGCAAGUACGCUCUCAUGACCGGUGCUGGUGCCGGCUCGAUCGGUGCUCAAGUUCUGCAGGGCUUGAUCGGUGGUGGCGCCAAGGUGGUCGUGACAACGUCCAGGUUCUCUCGCGAUGUCACAGAGUACUACCAGUCAAUGUACUCCCGGUACGGUGCCAAGGGCUCACAGCUCAUCGUUGUACCUUUCAACCAAGGUAGCAACCAGGACGUCGAGGCACUUAUCGACUACAUCUUUGAUGCUAAGAAGGGUCUCGGCUGGGACCUCGACUAUGUCAUUCCAUUCGCCGCCAUUCCUGAGAAUGGUCGUGAAAUUGACGGCAUUGAUUCCAAGUCAGAACUUGCUCACCGCAUCAUGUUGACGAACCUUCUCCGUAUGCUCGGUGCCAUCAAGAAGCAAAAGCAAGCCAACGGCUACGAGACCCGGCCAGCGCAGGUUAUGCUUCCUCUCUCGCCCAACCAUGGCACCUUUGGUAAUGACGGAUUGUACUCGGAAUCCAAGAUGUCGCUGGAGACGCUCUUCUCCAGGUGGCACUCCGAGAGCUGGGGCAACUACCUCACCAUUUGCGGAGCUGUCAUUGGCUGGACACGUGGCACAGGCCUCAUGAGCGCCAACAACAUUGUUGCUGAGGGCAUUGAGAAGUACGGUGUGCGCACCUUCUCUCAACAGGAAAUGGCCUUCAACAUCCUCGGGCUCAUGGCACCACCGAUUGUCAACCUCUGCCAGGUCGAGCCCGUCUGGGCAGACCUGAACGGUGGCUUCCAGUACAUUCCCAACCUCAAGGACCUCAUGGGCGACCUCCGCAAGGAGCUCAUGGAGACCAGUGAUGUUCGCCGGGCUGUCAUCAAGGAGAAUGCCAUCGAGAACAAGGUCGUCAAUGGCGAGGCUAGCGAGGCUUUGUACAAGAAGGCUACGAUCGAGCCCAGGGCCAACAUGAAGUUUGACUUCCCCAACCUGCCUGAUUGGGACACUGAGGUCAAGCCUCUCAAUGAGGACCUGAAGGGUAUGGUUGAUCUCGAGAAGGUCGUUGUUGUCACUGGUUUCUCUGAGGUUGGCCCUUGGGGUAACUCAAGGACGCGAUGGGAGAUGGAGGCCUAUGGCGAGUUCUCUCUGGAGGGUUGCGUUGAGAUGGCCUGGAUCAUGGGCCUCAUCAAGAACCACAACGGCAAUCUGAAGGGCAAGAGCUAUUCUGGUUGGGUCGAUGCCAAGACUGGAGAACCAGUUGACGACAAGGAGAUCAAGCCCAAGUACGAGAAGUACAUUCUUGAGCACAGCGGUAUCCGUCUCAUUGAACCAGAGCUAUUCCAUGGCUACGACCCGAAGCAGAAGCAGCUGAUGCAGGAGAUCCAGAUCGAGGAAGACCUCGACCCAUUUGAGGCUUCCAAGGAGCUUGCCGAUGAGUUCAAGCGUGAGCAUGGUGACAAGGUUGAGAUCUUUGCCAUCGAAGACUCUGGCGAGUACACUGUGCGCAUGAAGAAGGGCGCGACUCUUCUUAUUCCCAAGGCUCUGCGAUUUGACCGCCUCGUGGCUGGCCAGAUCCCCACUGGCUGGGACGCAAAGAAGUACGGUGUACCGGACGACAUCAUCGCGCAGGUUGACCCUGUUACACUCUUUGUGCUCGUUUCCACAGCAGAGUGUCUUCUUGCUAGCGGUAUCACCGACCCCUACGAGUUCUACCAAUACGUGCAUCUUUCAGAAGUUGGUAACUGUGUAGGAUCUGGUAUCGGUGGUACCACCGCUCUCCGAGGCAUGUACAAAGACCGCUUCCUUGACAAGCCUGUCCAGAAGGACAUUCUCCAGGAGUCCUUCAUCAACACCAUGAGUGCCUGGGUUAACAUGUUGCUCAUGUCUUCUACCGGACCUAUCAAGACCCCAGUCGGAGCUUGUGCCACUGCUGUCGAAUCGAUCGACAUCGGAUACGACACCAUUGUUGAAGGCAAGGCCCGUGUCUGCUUCGUCGGUGGAUUCGAUGACUUCCAAGAGGAAGGCUCAUACGAGUUCGCGAACAUGAAAGCGACCAGCAACGCCGAGGAUGAGUUUGAACACGGCAGAACACCACGAGAGAUGUCCCGUCCUACCACAACUACCAGGAACGGCUUCAUGGAGUCCCAAGGUGCAGGUAUGCAAGUCAUCAUGGAUGCCAAGUUGGCGUUGGACAUGGGUGUACCCAUUUACGGCAUCAUUGGUUUCACCGCGACAGCCACGGACAAGAUCGGUCGAUCUGUGCCCGCUCCCGGAAAGGGUGUUCUGACCACAGCCCGUGAGAUGCCGUCUAAGUUCCCAUCGCCUCUGCUCGACAUCAAGUACAGGAAGAGGCAGAUGGAACUCCGACGCAAGCAGAUCAAGCAAUGGCAAGAGUCCGAGCUCAUGUACCUCCAAGAAGAGGUUGCCGCCAUCAAGGAUGCAGGCGACAACAUCAACGAGGCCGACUACCUUGAGGAGCGUGCCACACACAUUGAGCUCGAGGCUCAGCGACAAGAGAAGGAGGCUUUGAACAGCCUGGGCAAUGCUUUCUGGAAGAAGGAUCCACGCAUUGCUCCUCUCCGUGGUGCCCUCGCUACAUGGGGUCUCACCGUCGAUGAUCUUGGCGUCGCUUCGUUCCACGGUACCUCUACUGUUGCAAACGACAAGAACGAGUCCAGCGUCGUCAAUGAGCAGAUGCGACAUCUCGGACGCACCAAGGGUAACGCACUGCUUGGUAUAUUCCAGAAGUACCUUACUGGUCAUCCCAAGGGUCCCGCUGGUGCUUGGAUGUUCAACGGCUGCUUGCAGGUGCUCAACACUGGUCUCGUGCCUGGUAACCGAAAUGCCGACAACGUCGAUAAGAUCAUGGAGCAGUUCGAUUAUAUUGUCUACCCGUCGCGAGCCAUCCAAACCGACGGCAUCAAAGCGUUCUCCGUCACAUCAUUUGGUUUCGGUCAAAAGGGCACGCAAGCUAUCGGUAUCCACCCCAAGUACCUUUACGCUGCGCUCGACCACGCUCAGUUCGCGACCUACAAGCAGAAGGUCGAGGCUCGCCAAAAGAGGGCGUACCGAUACUUCCACGAUGGCCUCAUCAACAACACCAUGUUCCGCGCCAAGGACAAAGCACCAUACGAGGACAGCAAGAUGGAAGAGAUCUUCCUCAACCCUCGCGCACGUGUUGUCAUUGACAAGAAGACUGCGACCUACUCGUUCCCUAAGAAGUACGAGGCGCCAAAGAAGGACAAGAAGGCCGAGGAGACGACAAAGAUGAUCGAGUCGAUAACACAGGCCACUGCCACUGCCAACACAAAGGUCGGCGUUGAUGUCGAGAGCCUGAGCGCCCUCAACAUUGAGAACGACACUUUCCUCGAGCGCAAUUUCACAGAGAAGGAGAUUGCGUACUGUCAGAAAGCUGCCAGCCCCCAGGCCAGCUUCACCGGCAAGUGGUCUGCAAAGGAGGCCGUAUUCAAGUCGCUAGGUGUAAAGGGUCAAGGCGCAGGCGCAGCGCUUAAGGAUAUUGAAAUCGUCAAUGACGAGACGGGCGCGCCGCAAGUUCAGCUCCAUGGCCAAGCCCAAGAAGAAGCCACCCGCGUCGGCGUCAAGACGAUCAGCAUCAGCAUCAGUCACUCAGAGGAGCAGGCGGUUUCUGUAGCGAUUGCGCAAUUCUAG